Messenger RNA from Cuscuta campestris, 910 nucleotides. The record is from the annotation of a GenBank genome assembly. Lineage: Eukaryota; Viridiplantae; Streptophyta; Magnoliopsida; Solanales; Convolvulaceae.
UUUUGUACAAAAAUAUUAGGGGUACACUUAAGUCAUGAUCUAUUUAUCUCAUCUAAUUAAAAUAAAUUCUAAACUGAAUUGAAUGUAAUUAUAUUUAAAAUUAUUUCAGACCCGAUAGAUUUUAAUAAGAAUAAAUAAUAAAUAAAAAAUUAAAUUGAGGAAAAAAUGGCCUAAAAUGUAGCAUGCUUGAAACCCUAAUUCUCCCCUUUUCUUGCCCGGUGCCUAAUAUAUAAGGAUCGUCUCCUCGGCCGCUUUCUCGUUUCCGCAGACAGCCAUGGCACCGAAGAAGGAGAAGGCUCCACCUCCGUCGUCGAAGCCCGCCAAGUCCGGCGGCGGCGGCGGCAAACAGAAGAAGAAGAAGUGGAGCAAGGGAAAGCAAAAGGAAAAGGUCAACAACAUGGUGCUUUUCGACAAGGCCACUUACGAUAAGCUUCUAUCUGACGCAGCCAAAUACAAGCUAAUUACUCCUUCCGUACUCUCUGAGCGUCAUAGGAUAAAUGGUUCGCUUGCUAGAAAGGUAAUCAUUGAACUGGUUGAGAGAGGGUUGAUUAGGGAGGUGUCUGUACAUGGAAGCCAGCAGAUAUACACCAGAGCAACCAACUCUUGAGAGGUUCAACUUCAAGAAUUGGUUUGAGAAUUCCUAUGGACUAUCUUAUCACUCUCUGCUCUUUGUGCUUUGAGUUUAGAAUCUCUUCCCUUUUUAUGAAUUUGUGCAUGACUACAUUCUUAAACUACUACUAGUAGUAGGGAUGAAGUUGUUUUGUUCCCAUUUAGACUUCUAUGUAUUGUUUUUGCAUGUUGGUUUUCUGGUGUUUCCCCUAUGGCUAUACCUGAUCAUCUCCUUUAUGAAUCAUGAUGAAUAUCUUUUACGAAGAGGAACAAGUGAAAAGGAUAAAAUCACCUCAACUCC